This is a messenger RNA of Homarus americanus (American lobster), 2867 nucleotides long. RefSeq names its product basic proline-rich protein-like. The annotation marks the transcript as partial. Lineage: Eukaryota; Metazoa; Arthropoda; Malacostraca; Decapoda; Nephropidae. The record is from RefSeq and is a predicted model, not a curated record. The transcript is spliced from 7 exons.
CUCCGGGGGCACCACACUCAGUUUCCAGGAGCACCACGCAGUUUCCAGGAGCAAUCCACCCAGCCCAGGGCACCCUCACCCAACCUCCAGGGGGCACUCACCCAGCCUCCAGGAGCACCACCCAACCUCGGGGCACCACCCAGAAUCCAGGAGCACCACCCAGUCCUCCGGGAGCACCACCGAGCCCAGGGCCACCCAGUCCUCCGAGCACCACUGAGCCUCCGGGAGCACCACCCAGCCUCCAGGGGCACCAUCCAGGCCUCCGGGGCACCACCAACCUCGGGGGCACCACCCAGAAUCCAGGAGCACCACCCAGUCCUCCGGGAGCACCACCCAGUCCUCCGGGAGCACCACCGAGCCCGGGAGCCACCCAGUCCCUCCGGGAGCACCACCGAGCUCCGGGAGCCACCCCACACCAGCCUCCAGGGGCACCAUCCACCUCCGGGGGCACCCUGGGCACCCAGCCUCCCGGGAGCACCCUACCCCAGCCUCCCAGGGGCCACUCUACCCAGCCUCCAGAGCACCACCCAGCCUCCAGUAGCACCACCGAGCCUCCAGGGCCACCACCCAGCCUCCGGGAGCACCACCUAGCCCAGGGCACCAUCCAGCCUGGGAGCACCACCCAGCCUCCAGGAGCCCCACUCCAGCCUCCAGGCCUCCGGGAGCUAAUUCACCCAGCCUCCAGGAGCACCCUCACCCAGCCUCCGGGAGCAUCACCCAGCCCCGAGGAGCAAUCUCAUCCAGCCCAGGAGCACCACCCAGCCUCCAGGAGCACCACACUGAGCCUGGGAGCACCACCCAGCUCCAGGAGCACCACCCAGCCUCCAGGAGCACCACCACACCCGGGAGCACCACCUGAGCUCCGGGAGCACCCUCACCCAGGCCUCCAGGAGCACCACACCCAGCCUCCAGGAGCAAGCACCACCUGUGCCUCCAGGGAGCACCACCCAGGCUUCGGGGAACCACAUCCUCAGGCACCACCCAGCCUCCGGGGCAUCCCAGCCUCCAGCAAAACACCCAGCCACCAGGAGCACCAUCCAGCCUCCGGGGGCUUCACCCAGCCUCCGAGAGCACCAUCCACCCUCCAGGGCGCCGUCACCCUCCUGAAACACCACCCAGCCUCCAGGGCACCACAGCCUCCUGGGAGCACCAUCCAGCCUCCGCCUCCGGGGGCACCAUCAGCCUCAGGAGCUCACAGCCUCCUGGAGCACCAUCCAGAAUCCAGGAAACCACCCAGCCUCCAGGAAACUACCCAGCCUUCGGGAGCACCACCCAGCCUCCGGCACCAUCCAGCCUCCGGGGCACCUUCCAGCCUCAGGCUCCAUCGAGCCUCCGGGGCACCAUCCAGCCUCCUUGGGCACCAUCCAGCCUUCAGGGGCAUCAUCCAGCCUCCGGGGGCACCAUCCAGCCUCCAGGAAACCACACAGCCUCAAGGUGCACCCUCCGGCCUCCGGGGGCACCUCCCAGCUUCCAGGAAACCAGGCAGCCUCUGGGAAACCACACAGCCUCCAAAGAAACCAUCCAGCCUCCAGGGCACCACCCAGCCUCCGGCAGGCACCAUCCAGCCUCCGGGGCACCUUCCAGCCUCCGGAGGCUCCAUCAGCCUCCGGGGCACCAUCCAGCCUCCUUGGGCACCAUCCAGCCUCCGGGGGCAUCAUCCAGCCUCGGGGGCACCAUCCAGCCUCAAGAAACCACACAGCCUCAGCUCUGGGAGCACCACUCAGCCUCCGGGGCACCUCCCAGCCUCCAGGAGCACCAUCCAGCCUCCGGGGGCCAUCCAGCCUCCAGGGGGCACCAUCAAGCCUCAGGAGCUCCACCCAGCCUCCUGGAGCACCAUCCAGAAUCCAGAAACCACCCAGCCUCCAGGGAAACACCCAGCCUUCGGGAGCACCACCAGCCUCCGGCGGGCACCAUCCAGCCUCCUGGGGCACCUUCCAGCCUCCAGAGCUCCAUCGAGCCUCCGGGGCACAUCAGCCUCCUUGGGCACCAUCCAGCCUCGGGGGCAUCAUCCAGCCUCCGGGGCACCAUCCAGCCUCCAGGAAACCACACAGCCUCAGGUGCACCCUCGGCCUCCAGGGCACCUCCCAGCUUCCAAAACCAGGCAGCCUCUAGGGAAACCACACAGCCUCCAAGAAACCAUCAGCCUCCGGGAGCACCACGGCUCCGGCGGCACCAUCCAGCCUCCGGGGGCACCUUCCAGCCUCCGGAGCUUCCAGGAAACCAGGCAGCCUCUAGGGGAAACCACACAGCCUCAGGAAACCAUCCAGCCUCCGGGAGCACCCCCAGCCUCCGGAGCACCCAGCCUCCAGGAGCACUACCCAGCCUCCGGGGGCACAGCCAGCCUCCGGGGCACCAUCCAGCCUCCAUGGGCACUCAGCCCUCCAUGGGCAUCAUCCAGCCUCCAGGGCACCAUCCAGCCUCCAGGAAACCACACAGCCUCAAGCCUCCGGAGGCCCAUCGAGCCUCCGGGGGCACCAUCCAGCCUCCUGGGCACCAUCCAGCCUCCGGGGCAUCAUCCAGCCUCCGGGGCACCAUCCAGCCCAGGGAAACCACACAGCCUCAAGGUGCACCUCCGGGGCACCUCCCAGCUUCCAGGAAACCAGGCAGUCAGAAACCACAGCUCCAGAAACCAUCCAGCCUCCAGGAGCACCCCCAGCCCAGCACCCAGCCUGGGAGCCACCCAGCCUCCGGGGGCACCAUCCAAGCCUCCGGGGCACCAUCCAGCCUCCUGGGCACCAUCCAGCCUCCAGGGCAUCAUCCAGGCCUCCUGGGGCAUCCAGCCUCCAGGGAAACCACACCACACCAAGGUGCACCCUCGGCCCUCCGGGGGCACCUCCCAGCUUCCAGGGAAACCAGGCAGCCUCUAG